AUGAGAAGCUGGGUCCUCAAAGUGCCACUGUCAGCACUCUCCGGGAAGGAGGCUGGGGAGAGGACUGAUGCCAGCCGGCUGCCUCACGGGGAAGUAGAAACACGUGGCCAUUAUGCCAUAAGCAUCCCUUUGGGCUUCUAGACGGGUUUCACGUGUGACACCUCCACAGUCCUCCCCUGGAACAACACAGUAGAAAGCUGCCCCGGUGCUAAGUCCUCUUCUAAACAACCACACACCGGAAUACAGCGCAACAGAAGGCAAGGCCACAAAAAAGAGGAUUUUAGUCCUUUGGACUUUCAGUCCUUUGGAUGCAGCUAUUUUAAUAGAGCCACUUUAUCGCAGUUAUUUUGACGUGAGGAUAUUUAGAUUUGACCUAAAACAUCAGCCGAUAAAUGUGCUGAUUUUCAAAAACAAGUGAGUAAAAUGGGCAUUUUAUACUCCUUCUGUGAACUUCCCUCCAGCCCCAAUCUUCACCCUAUUGCCAAUCCUGCCUCUGGGCAUCAAGGUGUAUGGGUCAGGAACAGGUAAGGGGAAAGGGUGGGAGAGAUUCAAAAUGGGAGAAAUACUGAGGAUCAGGUACCGGUCAAGAAUGCAGUAAAUGUCAGGAAGGAGGUGCCUGUCAGAACUGGGAGCAGGUCAGGAGGAAAGGAGGGUCGAGAGGUCUCUAAAUCAAUAAAAAGGUCACAGUAACAUGGAGCAGAAAUAACAGAUGGAAUGAGGAGU
Messenger RNA from Mirounga angustirostris (Northern elephant seal), 723 nucleotides. It is a transcript of the gene SMIM2, whose product is annotated as small integral membrane protein 2. The record is from RefSeq and is a predicted model, not a curated record. Lineage: Eukaryota; Metazoa; Chordata; Mammalia; Carnivora; Phocidae.